Molecule: messenger RNA, 2115 nt
Organism: Lithohypha guttulata
Lineage: Eukaryota; Fungi; Ascomycota; Eurotiomycetes; Chaetothyriales; Trichomeriaceae
Exons: 1
Coding region: 1-2115 (704 amino acids)
Biological process (GO): tricarboxylic acid cycle
Cellular component (GO): mitochondrion; cytosol
Molecular function (GO): aconitate hydratase activity; 4 iron, 4 sulfur cluster binding
Source: RefSeq, a predicted model, not a curated record
AUGGCACUUCUGCAGUUCAUCAGCGCUGGACUAGAAAAGGUAGCCAUUCCGACCACAGUCCAUAGUGAUCAUCUUAUUGUCAGCAAAUUUGGCGCCGAGCUAGAUCUGCAGAAUGCACUAAUUGAACACCACGAAGUGUACGACUUUCUAAGCAGUGCGUCGAAGAAAUACGGUAUUGGCUACUGGAAGGCAGGAUCAGGUAUCAUUCACAUCAUCAUCUUCGAAAAUUACGCAGUGCCUGGCGGGCUCAUCAUCGGCACGGAUUCUCACACUCCAAAUGCUGGUGGUAUGGGAAUGCUGGGCAUAGGUGUUGGCGGCGCUGAUGCAGUUGACGCGAUGGCGGGUAUCAGCUGGGAGUUGAUGUGUCCUAAGAUAACAGGUGUAAGAUUGACUGGCAGUCUCCGCAACUCGAGAUGGACAUCUUCAAAGGACAUUAUCUGCAAGCUUGCUGGAAUCUUGAAAGUCUCUGGUGGCAAGGGCAAGAUUAUUGAAUUCUUCGGACCUGGUGUGGAAUCGAUGGGCGCAACGGCGAUGGCAACAGUAUGCAACAUGUCUGCUGAAAUUGGUUCUACCUCAUGCAUAUUUCCUUACACUGAAGCAAUGGGACGAUAUUUGGCGUCUACAAAACGAGCUGACAUUGCAGAAGCUGCCAAUACAUACAGCACACCGUUAUUGACAGCUGAUCAUGGUAGUGACGUAUACUAUGAUGAAGUCAUUGAAAUCGACCUCGACGUAUUGGAACCACACAUAAAUGGGCCUUUCACGCCUGAUUUGGCACAUCCUCUAUCGCGACUUAGUGAUGCAGUCGCAAAGAACAAUUGGCCUGCUCAGCUCAGUUCUAGCAUGGUAGGCAGUUGCACUAACAGCUCAUACGAAGAUCUCAAGAAGGUGCAGCACUUGAUCAAACAAGCAAAAGCGGCAGGUAUCGCAAAGGUUAAAGUGCCGUUCUUGGUAUCGCCUGGAAGUGAACAAAUUCGAGCAACAGCUGAAGCUGAUGGUAUCUUUGACGAUCUGAGAGAUGCUGGUGCAACAGUACUGAGCAGUUCCUGUGGACCAUGCGUAGGUCAAUGGGACAGGACGGAUGUGCCGAAGGGAGAGAGAAACUCAGUGAUAUCGAGCUACAACAGGAACUUUGCUGGGCGACACGACAGUAAUUCCGCUACGCAUUCUUUUGUCACAUCCCCAGAACUUGCCACGGUUUUUGCAUAUUCAGGAGAUCUGUGUUUCAAUCCUGCUACAGACGCUGUAUCAGUUUCGACGUCUCCCUCUGCAGGAUUGACGGAGAGCUUCAGAUUCGAACCACCGGAGUCCAGUGAGCUACCACCAGCAUUCCUGCCUGGUGAGCUGAGAUAUCAGGCGCCUACUCUUGAUAAUAGAUCAGUACAAGUUCAGAUCGACCCAGGAUCAGACCGACUGCAGCUCAUUCGACCGUUCGCACCAUGGCAAGAUGAGAAUGUCCAUGAUAUGCCCAUUUUGAUCAAGGUCAAAGGGAAGUGCACGACAGAUCACAUAUCUCCAGCAGGUCCGUGGUACAAGUAUCGUGGACACUUGGAAAAUAUCAGCAAUAAUAUGCUCACUGUCGCCUCUAAUGCUUUUAUCCCACCGACUGAUACUCGUUGCAUUGGCCAUGCCAUUGACCCCGAAACAAGAAAAGUUGAUUCAGUACCAUUAGUAGCACAAGACCUCAAAAAGAGAGGCGUCAAAUGGUGCAUCAUCGGAGACCACAACUACGGCGAAGGCUCGUCACGAGAACAUGCAGCACUCGAACCAAGAUUCCUCGGAGGCAUUGUCAUUAUCGCACGAGGCUUUGCUCGUAUACACGAGACGAACCUAAAAAAGCAAGGAAUGCUGCCGCUGACGUUCGAUGAUCCUGCUGAUUACGACAGAAUAGUAGAGGGUGAUCGAAUCUCUUUGCAGGGAGUACAGCCAGGCGAGAUGAAGCCUGGGAAGCAGGUCACUAUGCAUGUAAGGAGAAGAGAUGGAUCGUCUUGGGAAACACACCUAAAUCACAGCUUCCAUGCUGGCCAGAUCCAGUGGUUGAGAGCUGGAAGUGCUUUGAAUCAUAUCAAGAAUGUCCAGCGUGCUUCAGGCCACCACAAAUCUGUUGAGACUUGA